This is a messenger RNA of Serpula lacrymans var. lacrymans S7.9, 759 nucleotides long. RefSeq lists its product as uncharacterized. Lineage: Eukaryota; Fungi; Basidiomycota; Agaricomycetes; Boletales; Serpulaceae. The transcript has 7 exons. The coding region runs from base 1 to 759 and encodes 252 amino acids. The record is from RefSeq and is a predicted model, not a curated record.
AUGGUUGAUUCCUGGAUUGUUGGUGAUGACUCAGAACUGAGCACCAAAUCCAUAUUGAAGUGGUCUUUGGUGUUUGAGUUAGAAUCAACUUCGGGACUGGGCUACAAGAUUGGAAUCAUAAGCCAGGACUGGUUCAUCUCUGCAGCUUGUGGUGGUGCAAUCUUUGAUUGCUCAGAGGCUAACCUGAAGACAUUGGCAGCAAGGCGAAAACAAUUUAUUGAGAAGAUUGGUUGGCGGAUGAAUAAAAAAGGGAACUUAUAUUUUAGCUUGUGGGAUGUUGAGAUUCUCUAUGUGAAUUAUUGUGGGAAGUUUGACAUCAAUAAGGUAUUUCUGAAUCCACUCUUGAAGGUGGUGAUAUCCUGCAUUGUCCGAGGACCUGGUUCAAUAUUUUCAACAAAAGAAAGGACACCUUAUGAUGGAGCACAAAGCACUGAGACAUUGGAUGUUAAAUGGGGCCUCCAACAUACAACUCCAGGAAUGAUAGCAUCUGCUGCUGUUUUGUAUCUUCAAAGUGGCUUAAUAAAGACAAAAGCCAGCGUGCUCACAAUUUUCUAUGAUGAAGACUGGUCUGAAGAAAUGCAGGAAGUAAUGGGUGCUUUAAACAAAGACACUGAAGAGCUGCCUCUGGAUAAUGAAGAGCGAGAUGACAGAGGUCCUGGUGAUGAUGGGAUUAAUGGGGAAGAUGUACCAGGUUGGCAAUAUGGUGACAAUAAUAUCGAGUUUGGUCUAGGAGGGAGCCAAAAGGAGGGGAAAGUCUGA